Molecule: messenger RNA, 774 nt
Organism: Aspergillus calidoustus
Lineage: Eukaryota; Fungi; Ascomycota; Eurotiomycetes; Eurotiales; Aspergillaceae
Source: the annotation of a GenBank genome assembly
AUGUGUCCGCGCCCGUUUCGCACAAUGUCGUCUAUCUUGCAUAGUUGCCCAUUCUGCGGACAAGUCACCGAUAUCUCUGAGAUAUUGGCCGAUUUUGUGGGAAAUCCUCACUGUACUCAGUGCGGCUUAUCAGCGUCCGAGGGCAACCUAAAGGCCCAGGAUGACCUCGUGGCUCUCUUCAACACGCAUAUGAACAUGGAACCUUCCCUCGUGUCGGGGAGAAAGGAAGCCCAAAUUUCUGCUCCUCCUAUUACAUAUAGUAUCACACAACAUUAUCAUCAUUCAGCACAUGUAGCACAAAGAACCGAACAGUCGGGAAUUAUGCAGGGGAACUGCGUACCGACAACCAAUGAGCUCGCAAACAGGGUAUUCGAGACGCUCAGACAAUACGACGUUGACCCCUCGUCCCUAUCCGCAGGCCAACUUGAGUUGUUCGCCAAUGCAAUGCCGGAACAGCAAUCCCGCUUGGUCCAAAUGUGGCAGAUUUGCCCUGAGCCCAGCAAAAGUGCCCCAGGUUUCUCGCAACAGGGCCCUACAAUCUUUGCCAAUCAACCUGACAUGCAAGGUUCGGCUCAGGGUCAGGACAGAUCCAAUACUAUGCAUGGAUAUGCUGAGCCAUAUAUGCUCUCUGGGUAUGACCUUAAUGGCCAAGUUGCCCCUCCGGCUAAUGAGCCCACCACUGGCUCUCCAUACAGGCUUUCGAGCGAUCCUAUAUACCAAGCCGCGGGGCAGCGGUGGUGGGAACGAACACAUGGGACAGCAAUGGAAUACUGA